AUGUCUGCCAUUGCUCCUAUUACCGGUACACUAAAAAAGAGAAUUGCUGCUGAUCUCACCAUUGGGUUCGCCAUUGGUGGUGUUAUGGGCAGCUACUACUGGUGGGGAUUCCACAAGAACUUGAUUGCCAAAAGAGAGGCUUACUACGCCAAGUUGGCGGCUGAAAAGGCAGCCGAAAACUAG
Molecule: messenger RNA, 183 nt
Organism: Lachancea dasiensis
Lineage: Eukaryota; Fungi; Ascomycota; Saccharomycetes; Saccharomycetales; Saccharomycetaceae
Source: the annotation of a GenBank genome assembly